CGAGGGGGAGGGGAGGCUCCUGCUGCUGUUGCCGCCACAGCUCUCGUCGCCGCCUCCCCUCCCCCUCCUCUUGUCUCUCCCCGGCGGGGGCUCCUCGCUACAGCCUCUCUGCUCCGCUCUCAGUCAUGUGACCCUAACGUAACCGGACAGGAAAAGCCGCCGCCGCCGCCGCGCUGACUCCGUUGUUGCUGCUGCUGCUGGGCGCGCGGAGACGGCGGGGGCCCCCCGAGAGCGCGAGCCAGAUUUUAAAAGAUGGAUUUGGCCAACCAUGGACUUAUUCUUCUGCAGCAACUUAACGCUCAGAGAGAGUUUGGUUUCCUGUGUGACUGCACAGUGGCUAUUGGUGAUGUCUACUUCAAGGCACACAAGUCUGUCCUUGCUUCUUUUUCAAACUAUUUCAAGAUGCUGUUUGUUCAUCAGAGCAGUGAAUGUGUCCGUUUGAAGGCAACUGACAUUCAGCCAGAUAUAUUCAGCUAUCUCUUGCAUUUGAUGUACACUGGGAAGAUGGCUCCUCAGCUCAUAGAUCCUGUUCGAUUAGAACAAGGAAUAAAGUUUCUGCAUGCAUAUCCAUUGAUUCAAGAAGCCAGCCUUGCCAGCCAAGGAAACUUUGCACAUGCUGAGCAAGUUUUUCCACUGGCAUCUUCAUUGUAUGGUAUUCAGAUAGCAGAUCAUCAGACAAGAAACCCCACAAAAACCACUUCAGCAGCUGACAAACCAGUGCGAGAACCAAGGCCACAACCAUCCAGAGUAAACCAAGAACAGGUGCAUGAAGGUUCUCAGUCAUCACAAUUACCACCAACAACUCUGCCUCAAGUGCCCCAGACAAAUAUGGCCCCUUCUGACCCACUGCAGUCUUCAUUGUCUCCAGAAUUGGUUCCGGCUGCUCCUCACUCUUCUCCACCAGGAGAUGAAACUAACAUGGAGGCCUCUUCUUCAGAUGAUCAGCCUGCUUCUCUCACAAUAGCACAUGUCAAGCCAAGCAUUAUGAAAAAGAAUGGAAGCUUUCCCAAAUACUAUGCUUGCCACCUCUGUGGCCGAAGAUUCAAUUUGCGUAGUAGCUUGCGUGAACACCUUCAGAUUCACACAGGAGUGCCAUUCACAUCAAGCCAACAUGGAGAAAGUAGUGUUCCUCUGUCUCUUUGUAACAAUGCUCCUGAAAAAGAUGCUAUGGAAGUGCCUGAAGCUGGAAUGAUUAGUGACAGUGAGCUGCAACAGAUCUCAGAUUCGCCAAUAAUUGAUGGACAGCAGCAAGCAGAAACACCACCACCCUCUGACAUAGCUGAUAUAGAUAACUUGGAACAGGCAGAUCAAGAAAGGGAAGUUAAAAGACGCAAGUAUGAAUGCUCUAUUUGUGGACGCAAAUUCAUUCAGAAAAGCCACUGGAGAGAGCACAUGUACAUACAUACUGGAAAGCCUUUCAAGUGCAGCACCUGUGACAAAAGCUUCUGCCGGGCCAAUCAAGCUGCUAGACAUGUGUGUCUAAACCAAAGCAUGGACACAUACACCAUGGUAGACAAGCAGACUUUGGAGCUUUGUACUUUUGAGGAAGGCAACCAAAUGGACAACAUGUUGGUACAGACCAACAAACCAUAUAAAUGCAACUUGUGUGACAAAACAUUCUCCACUCCCAAUGAGGUUGUCAAACAUUCGUGCCAAAGUCAAAACUCGGUCUUCACUCUAGAAGAAGAUAGAUCCAUUCUGUUAGGAGGUGGGGAUGGUGAAACCACAGAGAGUGAUCACUCUGUCCUAGACUCUAUCAAAAAGGAACAGGAAGCAGUGUUGUUAGACUGAUUGAGACUAACAUCAUUUUUUUUAAAGUUCAUUUUAUUCAUUUUUACUAAACUCUUCCCCUCCCCCAACUGAAAUUACACUGACAUGAAAAGAAGUCUGACCUUUUCCCAGCAAAAAGCAUAAAAUGAAUAAAGAGUAUUGUAUUAAAUCAUAACAAUUGAUUUUAAUACAGAGGACAAUAUGUAUGGGUAAUUCAGCUAACUAUGUGACUAUUGAUAGAAAAUGUAUCUAACAAGUUCUAAGCAAUUUUAGGCUAUUUAAAGAUAUACUUGAAUGCAAUGGGAUGCAAGAUGUGAAGAAGACUGAAAAGAAACAAAAUAAAUAUACAAAAUAAAUAUAUAAAGUACAGUUAUUUUCCCUUCUGACAAUUUGCCGUUUAAAGAAAGAGUAGCUUAAGAUCCGGAAUUCUUACAGUUCUACACUUAUAAACUGUACAGUAGUCAAUUUACAAAAACUCAGAAAUCCCCAUAAUGAAUGAAGGAAAUUUCUUUGGUGCACAGGGUUGGGGUGUUGGUUUUUUGUUGGGCCUUUUUUCUUUUUUUUUGGUCAGGUGUUUGUUUCCAGAUAACUUCAUUGGCAUUAUGUUGAUUUAAAAAGCCUAAUACUAAAGCAGUGAUUCCUGGCAUACUAACUUGGAAAUAAAUCCCACUGAGAGCAAUGAGACUUCCAUUUCCAAGCAAAUGUGUUUAGGAUCAGAUUUUUACGGAAAUUGCAGUAAUAAUGUGAUGGCAAUCGUUUUAUAUACAUAAAAAGUUUGUGUGUGUAUACUUCAUGUAUAUGCAGGUAAAUGUAUGCAUGGAUAUUCCCAGACAAACUUUCUGAAGAACAGUUGAAUAACUUUUAAUGUCUGAUAUUGGGUCUUUUAAAAAAUAUUUUUAAACUUGUCCGGAAUAUAUGCAUUUUUUUGUCCUGCAGAAUGGAAACUAGUGAUGAUAAUGUUGCUGAAUGUUGUCAACCAAGACUUGGAGGAAACCAGAGAAACCAAGCCCUGUGCUAUGUUCAAAGUGUGAGGGAGUGAAGGUUCUGAGUCUUUCCAGGGUCAGAGGGGAAAAAACAUUUUGGUUUAUUCAUCAAAUCGUAAUCCUGAGUAAUCCUUGUUUACUUGAUUAAUGUGUAGGAAUUAAGAAAUCUGGUCUUUUGUUAAGCUACUAGUGUCUUCUUGAAACACUGCAGAGUAAAGGAAGAAUGAUGAAAAUACAUCAUGGUUGGUUUUCUGGUAAUACUGCAGUGUCAAGCAGGAACCUGUAUGUUUUUUAUGUUCCAUUCCCAUAGGCUCCUGCUGGGGAAAGUAUGCAAAAAAUAAGGGGGAUGACAUUAAAUGUUUUUGCUCAGAAUAGUAUCGUCUGCAAAUUUAAAAUCAAGUUGCUGAUUUUUAAAUUUCUUUUUAAUAUAUAAGUAACUGAAUAUACUCCAGUAGUAUAAGAAAAAGCCUAAGUCAACAGGAGUGACUUUUGAACAGUUUUUUGUACUGGUGGCAAGGUUUCAGUUAGCUAAAGCACCCCGUCAGAAAUGGAGCCAGUGUGUGUUUUGAUUGGGGCUGGGGGAGAGGCAGAUAUAGCUCUGCUCUUGUAUACACAUUUUAUUUGAAUAUCAUCCUAUUUUGUGUCUAGUUAUGUUUUCCAGUUUGUAAGUUUUUAUACAUUAUUUCACUUAAUAAAAAAUUGUAUAAAAUGGA
Heteronotia binoei (common prickly gecko) is the source of this 3466-nucleotide messenger RNA. It is a transcript of the gene ZBTB2, whose product is annotated as zinc finger and BTB domain containing 2. The transcript has 3 exons. Gene Ontology annotation, molecular function: RNA polymerase II cis-regulatory region sequence-specific DNA binding; DNA-binding transcription factor activity, RNA polymerase II-specific; protein binding. The record is from RefSeq and is a predicted model, not a curated record. The coding region runs from base 253 to 1791 and encodes 512 amino acids. Lineage: Eukaryota; Metazoa; Chordata; Lepidosauria; Squamata; Gekkonidae. Gene Ontology annotation, biological process: regulation of transcription by RNA polymerase II. Gene Ontology annotation, cellular component: nucleus.